CAUAAAUCUACACGAAAUAUCAAUGUCUGCUCUUUUCAACUUCACAUCGCUACUUCAAGUGAUACUUCUUCUCAUAUGUUCGUGUACUUAUAUACAUCUCAAUUGGCCAAGUCUGCUUGAUAGAAACCAUCAUGGUGUACUAGGUGUAUUUUGGAAGUUUGCAAGGGUUGGUGAACGUGCAAGUCCAUAUGUCUCCCUCGCGUUGGUGUUCAUGGCUGUUGAACAACUUAGAUCUUGAACCCUAUGUUUUUAGCGCGUUACUUCUAUUCAUGGAGCUACAAGCUGAUUUUAAUAAUACAUAGUUCAACGAUAUGUGU
This is a messenger RNA of Williopsis jadinii, 317 nucleotides long. It is a transcript of the gene KSH1, whose product is annotated as Ksh1p. The transcript has 3 exons. Gene Ontology annotation, biological process: protein secretion; intracellular transport. The coding region runs from base 23 to 238 and encodes 71 amino acids. The record is from RefSeq and is a predicted model, not a curated record. NCBI's taxonomy places the organism in Eukaryota, Fungi, Ascomycota, Saccharomycetes, Phaffomycetales, Wickerhamomycetaceae.